AUGAUACUCGUGCUGACGUAUGCGAUCUGUUGGGCACCAAUGAACAUUCACAAUGUCCUCAGCGGUUUUGAAGUCAUCUCCUACUCACAAUAUAGGUAUCUGUUCUGCCACCUGGUCGGUAUCUCAUCAGCGUGCGUGAAUCCGAUUACGUACGCACUGGUGAACGAAUCGUUCCGCAAUGCCUUGCAUCAUAUGUUCCUGUCAUUUCGACCGUGCUAUGUGACUUCUGGUGAUUCAGGCAGCUCUUACAUCACAAGCAGCAAACCGGCUAAAGUUGCAGUUCGUGAUGGAUACUCGACCAGAUUCGAACUGCCGACAAAGCACGAAGAUGCUCUUGAACCGCUCGACCAUUCAGCUCUUUGA
Messenger RNA from Cooperia oncophora, 363 nucleotides. NCBI's taxonomy places the organism in Eukaryota, Metazoa, Nematoda, Chromadorea, Rhabditida, Trichostrongylidae. The record is from the annotation of a GenBank genome assembly.